AUGGACGCUAAAAUCGUGAUUGUAGGAUGUGGAAUAUCGGGGAUAUCCGCCGCUCAUCAACUCAUUAAAUCUGGAUUUCAGAAUGUGCGGAUUCUUGAAUCAACAUCCAGGAGUGGAGGUCGGAUUAAAACCGGCAGAUUGGGUGAGUGACAGAGUGAAAAGAUAGAAACUGCGUUAGUCACAACUUUGGAGCAUUUUGCUGCCUUUAUCAACUGUAAAUGUUUUACAGGGUUAAAACUGAUGUCUUGUCAACUUGAAGUUAGACCUGCACUACUUGAUGUCAUGUUGUAAAAACAGGGUAAAAUCCAGUAAAUCUAAUGUUGUCACUAACCCUAAAAUCAGGGACGUGUACAUAGGGGUGGAACGGGCCCCCUUUGUGAUGUUGGCCACCCCUGGUGCCACUGCAAAAUCCUAGACUAUGGUUGGGUCGUGGCUUGUCAAAUGUGUCAGUAUAUCAUAGAUAUAGAAUAUUAGAGCUAACUUGCAAUGAGCUUCGCUGUAGUCCGUUAUAGACUGGCUUGAGGUCUCGCUACAAACAAGCAGCUGCUGGAAGAGAGUAGGUGAGCUGUGUUUAGUCUCUUUGCUAAAGAAAUUAGUCAAAGUUAAAAAGCUGUUUGGUGGCUAGUGCUGUGUCUGGGACCCUGUACUGUUGAUGAAGUUAGGUGCUGUUCUGAGCAUUAUUUGUGGCUAUAGAGUGGCGUUUUGGUUGAGGUUGUUUAUGGCUCCUCAGACCGCUGUGUAUUGCUAUUGUGCGGUCGUUAAUAAAGUUGGUAUAACUAGAGAAGCAAGCGGUCCGCAACAUUCAUCUCUUGAGGGGGUGUCUAACUCUGUUAUGGUGUGUUUGACCCUAAAUUGAUUUUAUCCAGGAAUAUCCCUUUAAGUCAGUUAUCACCUGGGCCACCCCAGUCAAAACAGUACAGACAACCCCCUGCAUACAGAAAGCUACAACAAUGAAGAGUCAGCUCAGAGCAAAGCUUGCAUGAGUCAAAUGACCCUUUAUUUACUAAAACCACACUGUGGAUUUAUCUGAAGGUGAUAAAGUCGUUGAGAUUGGGGCAAACUGGAUUCACGGACCUUCUGAGGGGAACCCAGUGUUUCGUCUGGCUCGUCAGUAUGGACUUCUGGAUCCAGAGGCCUUGACCCCAGAGAAUCAGGCAAUAGACUGUGGUGGCACUCCCGUCUGGGUCCCCAAUUUCUUCAGCAGCUCAGGUAAUUAAACUUUUAUUACGUCACAUUCUGCUUUGAGGCUGAGCUAGUUUAAAAUGAUAUAUGAACAUGCUCCAACCGCUUUGAAACUCUUAAAAAAAUUAUGCAGAAGCAUUAUAUUUGUUUAUAAUUUGGAUCAAUCUCAGUUAUUCAGAGCAUACAGUAAAAGCCCUUUGUGCUUAUGCCUUAUAUCAGUGCACACAAAACGCCUCUUAACCAAUCAGUUAUAUCUGCCAGAAUAAAGUAAGUGUACAAGGACAGUUAAAAAUCAGUAUUUGUAAAAUCAACAUUUCCAAAGGAGGAAACCUGAGGCUUCACUCUUGAUUAGUAUAAACCAAGUCAUGUAAUUUGUACAGGUCGGAGGCUGACUCUUGAAGAAUACAUGCCUGCUCAGGAGAUGUUUGAUAAAGUUCUGAAUGAAAGUUCAGAGUUUGCGAGCAAAGGAGGAGAGCCCACCGCCAGUGUAGGAGAUUUCUUACGGUCAGAGGUACAUUUUCUUUUCCAGAGACUAAUAAUAAUAACGAUGGCUGCAUGUUCAUUGACCACAAGUAUCUGAAACUUUGAAAUGAUCGAGUUUGUUUGGUCCCGUUUCCUCAUGCAGAUACAAAAACAAGCAGCAGAAGAGUGGAAGGAUGUUGAUGCAAAGACAAGGUCUCUGAGACUGGGUAUGAUCAACAACAUGUUAAAGCAGCAGUGCUGUAUAAAUGGAACUCACAGCAUGGAUGAGGUGGGCCUAGGAGCCUAUGGUUUGUACAAGACUUUACCUGGACUGGACUGCACAUUCCCAAGGUGAGUGCUCAAACCUUUUACCAGUACACACACACACAAUAGAAUAUUUACUAACCAAUUUGGGGCACCCCUUGAAGAAACAGCAUGUGUCUGAUUAAUUUAGACAUUAUUUUGCUUGUCCUGCAGGGGCUAUGAAGUUCUAAUUAAAAACCUGAUGUCAGAGCUGCCCAGUGGUAUAGUUAGCUACAACAGACCUGUGCGCUGCGUCCACUGGAACAACACAGAGAGGGGAGAAAAACCUGUGAUGGUCGAGUGUGAUGAUGGAGAAAAAUUCUCUGCGGAUCACGUUAUCGUCACAGUACCUCUAGGUAGGAUGAGACGGAUACUUCCGCACAGACGGGGGACCUGAUUAUCAGCACAGGGCAGAAGUAUUAAACCAUGCUACAACAUUUAAUCAUUGGGUUGUUAUUGUUCUUCCUGUACAUUCUUAUAUUUUUUAUUAUGCUUCUUUCCAGCCCGUGAUAAAUAGUCACAAAUUUUAUGGUGGUCUGUUGUUUUGGCCCAAAGUAUUCUCUCUAAAGCACUUUGAACCCUUGUUACACGCUCUUUGCUUUGUACCCUCAGCAGCAUUGAUUUCCUGUAUUCAGCAGUGAGUUAAAGUAUCUUGUUUUUGUUUUGUAAGGAUACCUGAAGAAGCACCUUUCAGCCCUGUUCUGUCCUCCUCUGCCUCUGCACAAGCAGCACUCCAUCCAGAGACUCGGUUUUGGCACCAACAAUAAGAUAUAUGUGGAGUUUGAUUCACCGUGGUGGGAUGAUGGCUGCGAGGUCAUUGUUCUUGUGUGGGAUGAUGAGGUGAGAUGUUAAAUCAGUGAGUGGGUGCCUGUAGACACACUGUUGUAAACCUAGAUUUUGAUGUAGGACCGAACUUGAGGGGACAGAGCCUUCUCCGCUGCCGCCCCCACCCUCUGGAAUUCACUCCCAAACCCAUCCGAGACUGUACAGACCCCAAUAAUUUCAAAUUACUCCUAAAAACACACCUUUUUAAAUUGGCUUUUAACCUGUGAACUGUUCUUUUAUUGUGUUUUCAUAUUGUGUCUUUUUAACCUUUUACAUUGUUGGUCUUAUUACUCAAAAUGUUCUGUGUUUUAAAAUGUGUUUAUUCUUUGUAAAGGGUCUUUGAGCACCUGUAAAAGAGUGUUAUAAAAUUUAUUAUUAUUAUUAUUAUUAUUAUUAUUAGAUAAAGCCUAUCCCUAUUAAAUCAGAUCAACCUUUAUAACACAUAACCCAGUCUCUACACAAGGUAAUUAAACUGCCAUGUUAGAGUAAAUAUAGUAGGGCCCGACCAAUUUUAGCCCGUUUGAGACUAAUCGGUAAUCGGCCAAAACUCAGGAGGGCGUUAUGGUCAAUACUUUACCAGUAAAUACAGUAAAUUUAGCUUUGGCUUCACUUUUGGGGAGUUUUCAUGUUACCCAUUGUUUUUUGUUUUUUUUCUCUUCUCAUGUUUUAGGAUGAAAUCGUGGACCAGGUGCCAGAUUUGCAGAGAUCCUGGUUGAAAAAGCUGUUUGGCUUUACUGUCCUCAAACCCACUGAAAGGUCAAGAAAUACGUUACACAGAUGGAUAGCAUUUAAUAGGUUAUGAGUGGAAAACAAAUUUUGACAACAACGCUGUUGGUUUUAACUCCCAGGUAUGGCCAUGUUUUGUGUGGCUGGAUUGCUGGUCAUGAGUCAGAGUAUAUGGAGACACUGUCAGAACAGGAGGUCACACACUGUGUCACCCAGCUCGUCCGCAGGUUUACAGGUCAGUCUGAAACAUUUGGUGACAAUUGUAAUGUAAUGCAAUGCAUUUAAAACUUGAAUUCAGAUCCAGUUAGUCCAUAUUAUUGUAAAAACAAUACAUAAGAUACAAGAGAUAAAAUCACAUCCAUUGGUUUUUAAUUUUCUGAGAAUGCCUGUGAGUCUGAUAAAGCAAUUCCUGAAAAUUAGAACCAAUCAAAAUUUGAUGUAUGGAAUAAUUAAAGACAAGGUAAAGCCCUAAAAUCAGAUUAUUUUAUGGUAACUUUCAUUGACCUUGACUCAGGAAAUCCUGCCCUCACCCCGAGGAGAGUCCUGCGCUCUCAGUGGUUUCAUAACCCCUGGACAUGUGGAUCAUACAGUUUUCCCGGAAAACUGUGUUCAGCACAGGACCUGGAGAACAUGAUGGAGCCUCUGCCUUCAAAAGGAUCACAGGCACAGGUACAUACAUUAUAAAAAAGCAUACCAAGCAAGUAUAUCAACUUAGUCAUACCUAACUAUAACUGAGGAUUCCUUCUUUUUACUGUCUGGUCUGUUUCAGCCUCUGCAAGUGUUGUUUGCUGGAGAGGCAACACAUCACUGCUACUACUCCACCGUCCACGGAGCUGUUCUGACGGGGUGGAGAGAAGCAGAUCGACUCAUCUCUCAUUACUCCUCCUCUAGUCCAUCUGUGCCGAAGUCAAACCUUUAA
Xyrichtys novacula (pearly razorfish) is the source of this 4417-nucleotide messenger RNA. The record is from the annotation of a GenBank genome assembly. NCBI's taxonomy places the organism in Eukaryota, Metazoa, Chordata, Actinopteri, Labriformes, Labridae.